GGGACGUCUGAAGCUAGCUAUUACAUCUCUAUACACUACAAACUCAACACUUGCUUCGAGUAUUAGCUAGUCACUCAUGGCACUGCCUUGUGGAAGUGGGAGGAGGUGGUCGGGGGUAGUAAAGAUGACUUGGUGCUUGUUCUUUCUCAUACCAAUGUCAUUAGCUGGAGAUAGAAACACUGACACCAUCAAACAGGAGAUUCAGGAGCAAUUGAAGCGCCUUAACAAGCCUGCAGUUAUAUCCUUUCAAAGCCCGGAUGGAGAUAUAAUCGACUGCGUACCUAUCAACAAACAGCCAGCUUUGGAUCAUCCUUUGUUAAAGAAUCACACAAUUCAGAUGAGACCAAGUUCUUACCCAAAAGGGUUUUCGUUCGAUGAGAGCAACGGCGCCUCUUCAAACUCCAAGCCUGAAAUUACUCAGCUAUGGCACUCGGUUGGAAGGUGCCCAGAAGGAACCAUUCCCAUAAGAAGAAUUAAAGAAGAAGAUUUAUUAAGGGCAAGCUCUAUAGCAAAUUUUGGAAGGAAAAAAUUCCCUUCCAUCCCUAAGUAAGGAGAAAGAGGGAAAAAUAAGAAGAGGAGAAUUAUUUUUUUCUUCCCUUCAUGUCACACCAAAUGUACC
Molecule: messenger RNA, 619 nt
Organism: Quercus lobata
Lineage: Eukaryota; Viridiplantae; Streptophyta; Magnoliopsida; Fagales; Fagaceae
Exons: 3
Coding region: 77-550 (157 amino acids)
Source: RefSeq, a predicted model, not a curated record